Molecule: messenger RNA, 4271 nt
Organism: Equus quagga
Lineage: Eukaryota; Metazoa; Chordata; Mammalia; Perissodactyla; Equidae
Gene: AMPD3
Product: adenosine monophosphate deaminase 3
Exons: 16
Coding region: 578-3025 (815 amino acids)
Biological process (GO): IMP salvage; AMP metabolic process
Cellular component (GO): cytosol
Molecular function (GO): AMP deaminase activity
Source: RefSeq, a predicted model, not a curated record
GUUGCUUUUGGGGGGCCCUCUAAGGGAGGGUGGGCAGGCUGUGCUGUAGAUGAAUCCCCUUGGUCAGAUGAGCCCUGUUGCUAGCCCAGCCUGAAGUGCUGUUCAACACGGAGGCAGCAGAGGCGAUGGUAUCGCAGGCGUGCACGUUGCUGCUCUGCUCUCAGGAGGGGUCUGGGCGUUAGAGGGAGGCUUCGGCUUAUCUUCUGUGGUCAGUCAGGAAGGCGGACUGUGCUGCUGUGCUGGGGCAGCGGCGGCUUCAGUUUCUCGCUCUGGAGAGGGUGGCAAACAGGGCCAGGACCCUGCAUUCAGGAUACAGCAGCUGCGGCUCCCGGGCCUUACCUGGGCCCUUUAGGACCCUUGGGAAUUUUCCACUUACAUUACAUUUCACAUUCACGGAAGAAUUUCCAGCCCAGGCUUUUCCUGCUCUUGCUCACUGGCUGCUUCACCAACAUGCAAAGCAGAGACCUCCCACCUUAGCAGCGGCAGGCAGGACCCAGCUAGCUGCCUUACACACUGACUCAGCUCAGCCUCAGGGCAGCACGCGUGCAUCGCCCGUGUGGCAUCCUCAGGAUCAGCCAUGGAGUCUCCGGUGCCAGCCUCAGCCGAGAUGCCGCGCCAGUUCCCCAAGCUGAACAUCUCUGAGGUGGAUGAGCAAGUCCGGCUCCUGGCCGAGAAGGUGUUUGCUAAAGUGCUCCGAGAAGAGGACAGCAAAGAUGCUCUGUCCCUGUUCACCGUCCCCGAGGACUGCCCCAUCGGGCAGAAGGAGGCCAAGGAGAGGGAGCUGCAGAAGGAGCUGGCAGAGCAGAAGUCUGUGGAGACUGCAAAAAGAAAGAAAAGUUUCAAGAUGAUUCGGUCCCAGUCCCUGUCUCUGCAAAUACCGACGCCGCAAGAUUGGAAGGGGCUCCCGACAAUCAGUCCGGCCAUAUCUCCCACAACCCCUGUGCUCCCUGGGGCCACGUCCCAGCUCAUGCCAGCGCCCUAUGCCAUGCCUGAGUUCCAGCGGGUCACCAUCAGCGGAGAUUACUGUGCCGGGAUCACAGUGGAGGACUAUGAGCAGGCUGCCAAGAGCCUGGCCAAGGCCCUGAUGAUCCGCGAGAAGUAUGCCCGGCUCGCCUAUCACCGCUUCCCACGGACCACUGCCCAGUACCUGGGUCAGCCGUGGGCAGACACCACCCCUCUGGAAGAGGGCCUCCCAGACUUCCACCCUCCUCCAGAGCCCCCGGAAGACCCGUAUCGCCUGGAUGAUGCUCCCCCCAACCUGGGCUACCUGGUCCGCAUGCAGGGGGGCAUCCUCUUCGUGUACGAUAACCAGAAGAUGCUGGAGUGCCAGGAGCCCCACAGCCUGCCCUACCCUGACCUGGUGACCUAUACGGUGGACAUGAGCCACAUCCUGGCUCUCAUCACUGAUGGCCCCACGAAGACGUAUUGUCACCGGCGACUGAACUUUCUGGAAUCCAAGUUCAGCCUUCACGAGAUGUUAAAUGAAAUGUCCGAGUUCAAAGAGUUGAAGAGCAACCCCCACCGAGACUUCUAUAACGUGAGAAAGGUGGACACGCACAUCCACGUGGCUGCCUGCAUGAACCAGAAGCACUUGCUGCGCUUCAUCAAGCACACGUACCAGACAGAGCCUGACAGGAUUGUGGCCGAGAAGCGGGGCCGGAAGAUCACCCUGAGGCAGGUGUUCGACAGCCUGCACAUGGACCCGUACUACCUCACUGUGGACUCGCUGGACGUCCACGCGGGCCGGCAGACAUUCCAUCGCUUUGACAAGUUCAACUCCAAAUACAACCCUGUGGGGGCCAGUGAGCUGCGUGACCUGUAUUUGAAAACUGAAAACUACCUGGGAGGCGAGUACCUUGCUCGGAUGGUCAAGGAAGUGGCCCGGGAGCUAGAGGAGAGCAAGUACCAGUACUCAGAGCCGCGACUCUCCAUCUAUGGCCGCAGUGCCGAGGAGUGGCUCAGCCUGGCCCGCUGGUUCAUCCAGCACAAGGUCUACUCUCCCAACAUGCGCUGGAUCAUCCAGGUGCCCCGGAUCUAUGACAUAUUUAGAUCAAAGAACCUGCUGCCAAGCUUUGGGAAGAUGCUGGAGAACAUCUUCCUGCCCCUUUUCGAGGCCACAAUCAACCCCCAAGAUCACCGAGAGCUUCACCUCUUCCUCAAAUAUGUGACGGGGUUCGACAGCGUGGAUGACGAGUCCAAGCACAGCGAGCACAUGUUCUCGGAAAAGAGCCCCAGCCCAGACGUCUGGACCAGUGAGCAGAACCCGCCCUACAGCUACUACCUCUACUACAUGUAUGCCAACAUCAUGGUGCUCAACAACCUCCGCAGGGAACGAGGCCUGAGCACCUUCCUGUUCCGGCCGCACUGUGGGGAGGCUGGCUCCAUAACCCACCUGGUGUCUGCGUUCCUGACUGCUGACAACAUUUCCCAUGGGCUGCUCCUCAAGAAGUGUCUGUGCUCCUCGUUGGAAAGGCUGUUGGAAGGCGGCCCGCCACUUGGAUGGUCUGAAUUGAUUCAGCCAAUCUCCACUUGUUGGACAGACUCCAUCGAACUUUUCACUCGUAGUCCCGUGUUGCAGUAUCUCUACUAUCUGGCUCAGAUCCCCAUUGCCAUGUCUCCUCUUAGCAACAACAGUCUGUUUCUCGAAUAUUCCAAAAACCCCCUGAGGGAAUUCCUGCACAAGGGCCUGCAUGUCUCUCUCUCCACUGAUGACCCCAUGCAGUUCCAUUACACGAAGGAAGCACUUAUGGAAGAAUAUGCAAUUGCAGCCCAAGUGUGGAAGCUGAGCACGUGUGACCUCUGCGAAAUUGCCAGGAACAGCGUGCUGCAGAGCGGCCUCUCGCAUCAGGAAAAGCAAAGGUUUCUGGGACAAAAUUAUUAUAAAGAAGGACCUGAAGGAAAUGAUAUUCGAAAGACAAAUGUUGCUCAGAUCCGGAUGGCGUUCCGAUACGAGACCUUAUGCAAUGAACUCAGCUUCCUGUCUGAUGCCAUGAAAUCAGAAGAGAUCACAGCCCUGACCAAAUAGGUCCAGCACUGGACAUGCAAUUUAGCUUCUGGUUUAAUUCCAAGUCUGCUGUGAUUAACAGUGGUCAAGAUACCAAAUUAGGACUUCCCACGGAGAGGACGCCUCUGAAGAACUUUCCAACUAGUGAUUUUGGUUGCACUGUUCACUUUAAGAUAUAACGUGCCCACUUCUGUUGAUAUUUCUGAGUAAUAGACGGUGACUCCUCCUUGGAGAUCUGGGAGCUGGACACUUGUCUGUACUCCUUCCUGAUUUUCCAAAUAUUUCUCUUGAAACCGCUAGUGCUUGCAUCCUUGGGGCCAGGAUCUUCCAUGGUCCAAUGCCCACUGACGUGAGGUCUGUGUGGUUUUCUGCCAUAGUCCUCCAUUGGCCCUGCAGGCUAGUUGGUAGUUGUUUAUUUCAGCCUCUGGCUGGCUGGUUGCCUUAAACAAAAUCAAUUUCAGAGCUCCCUUUCAUAAAGGAGCUACUUUGAGAGAAUUAAAAUAGAAAACUUCCUUCUUGACAAUUUGUGUUUUUUAUGACUUUCUUAAAGUUUUAUUUAGCCCUCCUCCCUCCUUUCUAUUUAGGAAGCCAAAUGUGCACAUUGAAACAAUCACUCCUAUCUUUGUCUUUGUUUCCUCAUCUGAAAAGUGAGGGUUGGGACUAGACGAGUGGUUUUCGAACAAUGUUCUGUCAACGCCCCUCCAGGACCACUUUAGGGUCGGGGAGGGCGGGCUGUGGGGAGUGAGGUUCUGGGUGCUUCCUCAAAGCGACUUUGUUUCAUCAGUUUGACAUUGGAGUUUCUACAUAUUUUCCUUUGAACUAAGGACUUGGAAAAGCACAGGACUAGAUGAUCCGUGUUCCUCUUGGCUCAAAUAUUCUAUGACGGCAGCCCAAUUAUUACUUCACUUAUGAAGACCCAGGGCCAGAGAAGUGAAACGUAAACGUGCUUAAGGUCACACAGCUAAUAAGUAAUAGGACUAGAACCAGGUUUCUCUACUGCUAAUCCAGGCCUUGCCCCACUCUUCCAUUAGGCCUCACAAAUGGUAGAAUUUUUAUCACUGUAACCUAGUGCAUUUUUUUUUAAGGUGAAAUCUCUCCCUUACCUAACACGCAGACUUCUUCAGAAGAUAUAAGUGGUCCCAGAAGCCAGGUAGAAAGCAUUUUUUAAGAUCGAUCUGAAUUUAAGUUUUACCAAUGUACUCUUCAUCUGUGUGACUAGUGCCUGGUACAUAGUAGGUGCUCAAUAAAUGUAUAUUGAAUAACUGAA